UCAGUUGCGGGAGCUGAGAGCAGAGCGCGGGCAGUGCUGGGCUCGAGGUAGUGCUCGCGGGCGGGCGGCGUUGCCGCCGCGCUCGGUUUGUCUCGCCUCGCCUCGCCUCGCCGUGUGCCGGUCCCCAGAGAGGGGCGCUCGCAAGUUGCCCGCGGAGGAUGCUGCGGAGUGGAGCGCGGGGGCUGCGGGGUGCAACGCAGCCCUGAGCGGACGGAGCGCGGCGCGGGCUGGGACGCGGCCAGGAGGAUGCCCGGCGCCCGGCGCUGACGGGCGGGACUCACUGCUCGACCGCCGCGGGGCAGCGCCGGAGCCCGCGCCUGCUGCUCCCGGGCGGGGGGUGGCGGGUCCCGAUGCACCGCGCUGGCGGCGGGGGGACACCGCGGCGGCCCGGGAGGACACACACUUGCUGUCUCCAAAUAAGAAAUGAGAUGUAAUGCAUCCUGCAGUCCAUGCACGCCGCCUCUUGCAAAUCGUGCACCAUUCCUCUGUGGAAACCUUUAAAUCCUAAAAUCCAGAAAAAGAGAAUAAACACAUUAUCAUGGACCUGAGGGAUUUUUACCUGUUGGCUGCUCUGAUUGCCUGUUUGAGGCUGGAUUCUGCUAUAGCUCAAGAACUUAUUUACACUAUUAGAGAGGAGCUGCCUGAAAAUGUGCCCAUAGGGAACAUACCAAAGGAUCUGAACAUUUCUCAUAUCAAUGCUGCCACAGGGACCAGCGCCAGCCUUGUCUACAGACUGGUGUCUAAAGCCGGGGAUGCCCCUUUGGUUAGAGUGUCCAGCACCACCGGAGAAAUCUUCACCACCUCGAAUCGAAUAGACAGAGAAAAACUCUGUGCUGGAGCCUCCUAUGCUGAGGAGAAUGAGUGUUUCUUUGAACUUGAAGUGGUGAUUCUCCCCAAUGACUUCUUUAGGCUGAUCAAAAUAAAAAUCAUCGUAAAGGAUACCAAUGACAAUGCACCCAUGUUUCCAUCUCCUGUCAUCAAUAUCUCCAUACCAGAAAACACUUUGAUCAACAGCCGCUUUCCAAUUCCAUCAGCCACAGAUCCUGAUACUGGGUUCAACGGGGUGCAGCACUAUGAGUUGUUAAAUGGGCAGAGCGUCUUUGGACUGGAUAUCGUGGAAACUCCUGAAGGAGAGAAAUGGCCUCAACUCAUUGUGCAGCAGAACUUGGAUAGAGAGCAGAAAGACACCUAUGUGAUGAAAAUUAAAGUAGAAGAUGGAGGGAGCCCUCAGAAAUCCAGCACAGCCAUACUGCAAGUCACAGUAAGUGAUGUCAAUGAUAACAGGCCUGUUUUUAAAGAGAGUCAGGUGGAGGUUCAUAUCCCUGAGAAUGCCCCUGUGGGUACCUCUGUAAUUCAGCUUCAUGCUACAGAUGCAGAUAUAGGAAGCAAUGCAGAAAUCAGAUAUAUUUUUGGUGCCCAAGUUGCCCCUGCAACCAAAAGACUUUUUGCUCUAAACAACACUACAGGGCUAAUAACAGUUCAGCGGUCCUUAGAUCGAGAAGAGACUGCUAUCCACAAGGUGACAGUGCUGGCCAGUGAUGGCAGCUCUACUCCAGCUCGGGCAACUGUUACCAUCAAUGUCACUGAUGUAAACGAUAACCCUCCUAACAUAGACCUCAGGUACAUUAUAAGUCCUAUCAAUGGCACAGUGUACUUAUCUGAGAAAGAUCCUGUCAAUACAAAGAUUGCCCUAAUUACGGUUUCAGAUAAGGACACUGAUGUGAAUGGCAAAGUCAUCUGUUUCAUUGAGAGAGAGGUCCCAUUUCACUUGAAGGCAGUUUACGACAACCAGUAUUUGUUAGAGACCUCUUCCUUGUUGGACUAUGAGGGCACCAAAGAAUUCAGCUUUAAAAUUGUUGCCUCUGAUUCUGGCAAGCCCAGUCUGAACCAGACUGCCCUAGUAAGAGUUAAACUGGAGGAUGAAAAUGACAACCCUCCAAUUUUCAGCCAGCCUGUAAUUGAGCUGUCAGUUUCUGAAAACAACCGUCGUGGUCUAUACUUAACAACUAUUAGUGCCACAGAUGAAGACAGUGGGAAAAAUGCAGACAUUGUUUAUCAGCUUGGCCCUAAUGCCUCCUUUUUUGAUCUGGAUCGGAAGACAGGUGUUUUAACAGCCUCCAGAGUUUUUGACAGAGAAGAGCAAGAACGUUUCAUUUUUACUGUUACGGCCAGGGACAAUGGCACCCCUCCUCUGCAGAGUCAGGCAGCUGUGAUUGUUACUGUACUGGAUGAAAAUGACAACAGUCCCAAAUUUACUCAUAAUCACUUUCAGUUUUUUGUAUCUGAGAAUUUACCAAAGUAUAGUACUGUGGGGGUGAUCACAGUGACCGAUGCAGAUGCAGGGGAAAAUAAAGCAGUGACCCUUUCCAUCCUGAAUGACAACGAGAACUUUGUGCUGGAUCCUUACUCCGGAGUUAUCAAAUCCAAUGUUUCUUUUGAUCGAGAACAGCAGAGCUCUUACACCUUUGAUGUCAAGGCUGUUGAUGGAGGACAGCCUCCUCGUUCUUCUACAGCAAAAGUAACAAUAAAUGUCAUGGAUGUUAAUGAUAACAGCCCGGUCGUCAUUUACCCACCUUCAAAUACUUCAUUUAAGCUGGUGCCACUCUCAGCAAUCCCAGGCUCAGUAGUAGCAGAAGUGUUUGCUGUGGAUAUAGACACUGGAAUGAAUGCUGAGCUUAAAUAUACAAUUGUGAGUGGAAAUAACAAAGGUUUAUUUCGUAUUGAUCCAGUGACAGGUAACAUUACUCUGGAAGAAAAACCAACUCCUACUGAUGUGGGGCUGCAUCGUCUAGUUGUCAACAUAAGUGAUUUGGGUUAUCCUAAAUCCUUGCAUACUCUUGUGCUUGUAUUUUUGUAUGUAAAUGACACUGCUGGAAAUGCCUCUUACAUUUAUGACCUGAUACGCAGGACUAUGGAAACGCCCUUGGACCGGAACAUAGGGGACAGUAGCCAACCCUAUCAAAAUGAGGACUAUCUUACCAUCAUGAUUGCUAUUGUGGCAGGUGCGAUGGUUGUCAUAGUGGUGAUAUUUGUCACGGUUCUGGUUCGCUGUCGACACGCAUCUAGGUUCAAAGCAGCACAAAGGAGCAAGCAAGGUGCUGAAUGGAUGUCUCCCAAUCAGGAGAACAAGCAGAACAAGAAAAAGAAAAGGAAGAAAAGGAAGUCUCCUAAGAGCUCUCUUUUGAACUUUGUAACCAUUGAGGAGUCCAAACCUGAUGAUGCAGUUCAUGAACCUAUCAACGGGACAAUAAGCCUUCCAGCAGAGCUGGAGGAGCAGAGUAUAGGAAGAUUUGAUUGGGGCACAGCACCACCAACCACCUUUAAGCCUAACAGUCCUGACCUUGCAAAGCAUUACAAAUCUGCCUCCCCACAGUCUGCAUUUCAUCUUAAACCUGACACUCCAGUUUCAGUGAAAAAGCAUCAUGUGAUUCAGGAACUUCCCUUGGACAACACCUUUGUUGGUGGUUGCGACACCCUUUCCAAACGCUCUUCCACUAGUUCAGAUCACUUCAGUGCCUCAGAGUGCAGUUCCCAAGGAGGCUUCAAGACAAAGGGCCCCUUACACACCAGACAGGCACUGAAUUUUGGAGAUAUGCCGAAGUACUUGUGGGAGAUUUGGGUACCUGACAAACCAUGGGUGUCCCAGCGUCGUGUUACAUUUCACCUCCCUGAUGGCUCCCAGGAAAGCUGCAGUGACAGUGGUCUAGGAGACCAUGAGCCUGUGGGUAGUGGAACCCUGAUCUCACACCCUCUCCCUCUGGUUCAGCCGCAGGACGAAUUCUAUGACCAGGCCUCACCGGACAAGAGGACUGAAGCUGAUGGCAACUCGGACCCCAACUCUGAUGGGCCUCUUGGUCCACGAGGAUUAGCUGAAGCCACAGAAAUGUGCACUCAAGAAUGCCUAGUUUUGGGUCACUCUGAUAACUGUUGGAUGCCUCCUGGCCUGGGUCCAUACCAGCAGCCAAAGUCUCCUCUCUCCACGUUUGCACCUCAAAAAGAAUGGGUUAAGAAGGACAAACUAGUGAAUGGACACACAUUGACAAGAACCUGGAAAGAAGAUAGCAACAGAAACCAGUUCAGUGAUCGAAAGCAGUAUGGUUCCAGUGAGGGCCAUUUCAAUGCUGGCAAUCACAUGACUGAUAUUCCUUUGGCUAACUUGAAGUCUUAUAAACAGGCUUCAGGAGCUGUUGAGAGUCCAAAGGAACACCAGCUAUAAAAAAUGGUUACUUUGGACCAAUGACUUUAGCCUACGUAGACUUGCUAAUUCUGUGUGUGUGUCAGAGCUUUAUGUACUGGGUAGACCUCUAGAACUAUGCUUCAUAUAGCAGAUAUGCAUAUCUUUAUGUUAGCACCAUGGAGGGUAUGAUGUCCUGCAACACAAAAGAGCAUUUCUGCUAAUUAUGUGGUUUUGUUAAAUGGACAUGAUUAAACUCUACAGAGAUCUCUCCAGUUUGCAAAUAUCCUUUUUUGUUUGUUUGUUUGUUUUUUGACCCUGGACUGCUGCUAUGAACAAUGGAAGAUGCAUUUGGAGAGUGAAAGAAUGAGAGAAAAAAUUCAGUGGACUGCAAUGAUUGAAAAGCAUAUCCAGUUAGAAAAUUGUGCUCUUGUUGUCAUUGAUCUGUGCUGGGACCGCUAUACUUGACAUCAUACUACAAACAAAACAACUAAAACUAUAAACAUUAAACCUAUUGUGCUAUUAACAACAUUAGUGGACACUUGUAAGUCAAUCAGUGUUCAAGUAUUUGUAAAUAGAAACAAUUAUUACUAACAAAUUUUGUGUACUUAUAACGUUCACCUAAAAAGAUACUGUAGCAUAAUUCUGUGUUUCACAGUUGCUUUUUAAUUUCUUUCAUUUGCUUCCUGUUGUUUUGUUUUUCCUUUCAGUGAUGGUGUUUCUGUGUUAGUAGUCUGUCUGACACACAAUGUUCCAAGGAACUUAAAACACUUGUGUUAAAAAGUUUUAAAAAAGGAAAAAAAAAUUAAAAAAAAGACUCUUGCUUCUGUGUAGACGCUGGAAAACAAAAUUGUUUUCAAAUAAUACGCAACAAAAAGAUUUAUGCAAGGGCGUUAAACUUUUGCAACUUUAUUUUUAUUUCCAUUCUGUUUUGCAAAGCAAGGGAACUGCAAAAAAAUUAAAAAAAAAAAAAAGAAGUUAGCUAUGGGUGUUGGCGACAAGUGGAAGGGAGGGCAUUAAUUUAGAAACUCGGAGUUAGCUGAAGUCUCACAAUUAAUGUAAAGUAACUAACCUUGAUCUCAGUUGCAAUAGAUGGAGGAAAAUUUGCAGAAACAAAUAUAAUAAUCAUUUUAUUUCCAAUUGGGCAAAUGUGUGUCUAUACUUAAGACAGUUUGUAUUGCUGAAAUAGCAUUUGUGUUAAUCAUCCACAUUAAUGUUGUAGUAACACAAGUGUUUUUAGACCAUAGCCACAGAAUAUUUAAUGUGUUGUGCCUUCAUGAUGUAACAGAGCAUUCUCCUGGUAGGCUAGUUGGGGGAACUAAAGGGUUAAAUCUCUAAUUAUUGCUGUUUAACUGUUUGUUAUCAUAGUUGGUCAAUGCCUGGCAGGUACCAGCGUCAUGUCACUUUAGUCAAACCAGCAGAGUGACUUCUAAUGUUAAUAAGAUCUAAGUUGCACGUAAAACAGUUCCAAAUCCAAACAUUCUUAGGCGGUUUUUGUUAAGGCAUGACAGAUGAUUUAAACAAAUAAAUAGCAUGCAAAAAAGUCCUUACAGAAAAAAAAGGUAAAGUUAUCUUAUGCCACUGUUAAACAUCAGUCUUACAAUAACAAAGUUAGGUAAUCUGAAGGUUAAUUUGUUUUUACCAAAAACAGGCAUUUUGUUUUGCUUUGCUUUGCUUUGUUUUGUUGUAUAUAGCAGUUCACAUUUUUUUCCUCCACAGUAUAAAGGUAUAAAAUGGGUUAGGGGUGCAUUGCUUAUUACAGUACUUAUGUCAGUUUGUGAGGGGUGUUUGAUGACUUUGACAGAAUAAAUAUCUAAACAGUUAUCCUUGUUACUGCUUUGCCAGUUCAACGUUAUUUACAGUUAUUCAGCUCUUGCAAUAAAUGUUCUGAAUUCC
Molecule: messenger RNA, 6070 nt
Organism: Alligator mississippiensis (American alligator)
Lineage: Eukaryota; Metazoa; Chordata; Crocodylia; Alligatoridae
Gene: PCDH9
Product: protocadherin 9
Exons: 5
Coding region: 539-4216 (1225 amino acids)
Biological process (GO): homophilic cell-cell adhesion
Cellular component (GO): plasma membrane
Molecular function (GO): calcium ion binding
Source: RefSeq, a predicted model, not a curated record